AUGCCACCCGUGCCGGUGACGGGUGCGACGGCACCGCUAGUGAAAUGCUCGUUCAUGAAUAGUAGUUCGAAGGGGGAGGACGCGAACAUCGUGAAAAUGGACCUCGACUUUCCCGAGCCGCGCAACGAGGCGGAGAAGGAGACGUUUGGAUACGACAAGGACGUCCUCCCGAAGAAGUGGCAUCUGUUCUGCGUGUUCGACGGCCACAACGGGAACAAGGCGUCGUACUUCCUAGCAGAUCGGCUCGGCCCGCGCUUGCAGAAACACAUGCCCGGCGGGGUGCCGCCGCCCCGCGGGACCGCGGAGGCCGCAAACUACCUCCGAGAUAUCCGCAGAGCCAUCUGCGAGGCGCUCGAGGAGCUCGAGGUCGAGUUCGCCGAGUUCGCCGAGCGCUCCGGGUCCACCGUCACGAUCUGCGUCGUGAUGGGCUGGCUGGUCACCGUCGCCAACGCAGGCGACUCCACGUGCCUGGUCGACACGGGCUUCGCGAUCGAGCAGCUCUCGGUGGACCACCGCGUCGGCGGCAACGCGGACGAGCGCGCCCGCCUCCAGGCCGCCGGCGGCAUGCUCGCCAAGCUGGACGUGCACGGCCUGGGCCCGAACUUCGAAGGCGGGCUGGACGCGGGGUACGGCCCGGUGCGCGUGUGGCCGGGCGGGCUCGCGCUGAGCCGGUCGUUCGGGGACUUCGACGUCGGCGAGUUCAUCAUCUGCAGCCCGUACAUCCAGCAGCUGGUGCUGCCGUCGACGGGCGCCCGGCUGGUGCUGUGCUCGGACGGGAUCUGGGACUCGUUCCCGACGUACCGCCAGGCGGUGUACUUCACGCGCGAGUUUACGCACGCGUCGGCCGCGCAGCGGCUGAACAAGAAGGCCAUCGCGAUGCGAGGGCUGCUGGACGACAACACGGCCAUCGUGGUCGACGUGCUGCCGGGGCACGAGACCUGGCCGCAGAUCUGCGGGCUCGUCAAGGUCACGGGCUUCGCGAAGCUGUGCAUGUGCGGGAAGGCCGUCUACGACGAGGGCGCGUCCAUGGCGCACUCCACCAUGGCCAAGGGGGAGUAUCUGCACUCGGUCGACACAGCCCCGGGGCUCGCCGAGUCGUCCGGCAAGGCGCCGACCGAGGCCUGGGGCGCGUCCUCCGAGGCCACGCAGCGCGCCGCGCAGCCCGACGCGGCCCCGGAGGACGACGUCGCCGUGGCGUACCACAAGGCCAUGGAGCUGCGCGACGACGAGACGGAGGGGGAGUCGUCGUUGGGCGGCGAGAAGUCCGGAGCGAUCGCGCGGCCGCAAGGGGACCCGACCGUGCGGGCCGGCAACGUGUUCGCCGACCCCAGCGUGCGCGGAGGCGCGCUCUUCAGCGGGAGCAGCGAGGCGAGCGACAAGCGGGACUCGGGCGAGGAGGCGGCGGCGCACGAUGCGGAGGGCGGCUCGAGGCGCGCGUUCUCGCCCGAGCUGCCGCGCCUGGACGAGGACCAGGCGACUGGGCCGACGCAGGAGGCGGCGCGCCACAAGAUCACGCACUUCGAGCGCGAGCAGCGCGCAGCACGCGCGGCGGUCAAGGCGCUGAAGUCGAAGGUGCCGUCGAAGCGCACGCGGAUCGCGCGGACGUCGAUGGGACACCCCACGGAGGUGCACGAGGUGGAGGUGCCGCGCCCAACUGCAGAUGCCGGGCCGCGGGUGUCGCUCCAGGGGGUCGCCGCGAAGCCCAUCAAGUCGAUGACCUCGCCCGUCUCAGAGGGCCUGCCGGCGCGAACGGCGCCGAAGAAGGCGUCCACGAUGACGAAGUUCAGCUCCGUGGGCGCGACUGUUGAUAAGGAUGCUGAGUUGUCCGUCCACGCGAUCGAGCUGCCGAACACGGUCGACGAGGAGCGGUUGACGGAGGAGGGUAUGAUCGCCGACAGCAACGGGCACUAG
Messenger RNA from Pedinophyceae sp. YPF-701, 1911 nucleotides. The record is from the annotation of a GenBank genome assembly. NCBI's taxonomy places the organism in Eukaryota, Viridiplantae, Chlorophyta, Pedinophyceae.